GUGCCCCAGCACAGGGGUGCACAAGGGGCUUGGAGGUGACAAAUGCUCCUGCACACUGCCUGGGGGCGGUGGGGAAACUUGACUAUGUGUUUGCUUUAGUGGCCAGCCCCCAGGAGGGGUGGGUAGGGCUAGACCCAUGGCGCUGCUGGGGUCUAGUCUCCGCUAAAUUCCCUAAUCAGUUAAUUGUGCAGUAGAGAAAACGGUUCAUCCUAGCCCAUGGGUUCGUGCCUGUCCCUGGUUUUCAUCGCGGGGGAUGCAGGGCGAGGUCCCCCCGCGGGCCCUGGCGGGCGAGAGAGGCAGCCCCAGUCUGGCCCUGGCCCUGGCCCUGGCCCAGGCUCUCCGGCAGUGCCGCGGGCAGGGGGCGGAGGGGCAGGCGGGGCUGGGUUUUGGUCCCCACGUGACUCCGCGAAGUUUCGCUGCGAGUUUGACAGAAGUUUGAAUCGCGGGUUCGUCCGGCCGCCAGAGCUGAGCGCAGAAGGCAGCGGCGGCGGCAGCAGCCGGCGGCGGCCCCGGAGCAGCGCCCCCCCGACAACCCCCUCCGCGCCUGGGCUGCCCCCCAGCCCUGCUCCCCGCAGCCCACCGCCCGGCAAGGGUGCGCGCUCCGCCCGGCGGCGCACACGGCGGCCGGCCCUGCCCGCAGCCUGGACAUGUCCGAGCCCACCGCCGCGGCCGGCCACAAGGAGCCCGGGCAGCAGGGCCGGCGGCUCUUCGGGCUGCGCUGGGGCCGCCUGGAGGAGCCCCUGGGCUUCGUUAAGGUGCUGCAGUGGGUUAUCCAGGAUUCCCUUUGAGAUGCCUGUCUGCGAGGGCAAUGCCACUAAAAGGACUUUGCAUCUCAUGGGGGACUUCUCGGCCCCCUCCGAGUUCUUCGUGACCCUGGGAGUCUUCUCCUUCCUCUACAGCAUGGCAGCCCUGGUGAUCUACCUGCGAUUUCACUCCCUUUACACAGAGAACAAGAAGCUUCCCUUUGCGGAUUUCUGCGUGAGCGUCUCCUUCACCUUCUUCUGGCUGGUGGCGGCUGCAGCCUGGGGCAAAGGCCUGUCAGACGUGAAGGGGGCCACACGGCCGUCCAGUCUCAUCGCCGCCAUGUCCGUGUGCCAUCUCAAACAGGCCGUGUGCAACGCUGGGGCCACGCCGGCCAUGGGGCUGGCCAACAUCUCCGUGCUCUUUGGCUUCAUCAAUUUUAUUCUGUGGGCUGGAAACUGCUGGUUUGUGUUUAAAGAGACCUCGUGGCACGUGCAGGCCACUAACAAGGAGAACUCUGCUGAACAGGGAGCCAUCGACAAGCAAUAAAGACCCUCUCUGCCCGCCGACCCCCCCCAAGACCUCCUCCCACCCUGGACAGCCGGUACCUUGUCACAUACACGCCUUCGUGCAAGCUCCAUCAUCGUGUUGGCAUCCCUCCUGAGCAUUCUGGGAUGCCCACCUUUGAGUGACUGGCAGGCGGGAGUCCUGGCUCGGUCCCAGGUAUACGUAACUUGUUGCAGACUCCAAGGGGCUAUUACACAACUCGUGGUUCUGGUAGCAGGGUUUAUUAUUUUUGUUAAUAUGUGUAAUUUAUUUGUUUCUGCGUUCCUGGCCCCCCAGCCUGCGGCUGUGUGGAAUUGCUCUUCACAGCUGCUGUGUGAGCCUAAACCAAUCAGGAGUUUAGAUGCCACAGGAGGGGGUGCGGAGUCACUUACGGGUGAGAGUGGAUGCACUGGGGAGACCUAAGACUGGGGCACUACAGGACCACAGAACACCCACUACUGCCCAAGCAAGGAAAGGCAGAGGCUGUGUCAUACCUACCCCCUACUUGAUUAGGAACAAGGGAGACAGCCAAGAGGCCGAAAGGGAAGGUGGAGAAUAUGCUGUUUCUUGCUCCUGGGAGGAGAAGGCUGGUAUAUUUCUCCUCUUCCCUUCUGCCUGCAGCAUUGUGUGUCUCCUGGAGGAAGCUGAUGGUGGGUUUUCAGCUGUUCUUGAACUCCAGUUUGGCUCAGAGGGAUUCCAUGCAUUAGGCCAGAUAAUCUAGUGUAGCAGCAGCUUGAUAGAGGGGGUGUGAUCCUGCCCUUGCCAGACAGUACUCUAGGAGGGCUUUCCCAUCUUGGAUCUCACACAGGGGCAGCACGGGGGAUAGGAGGUUCCUUACUCAGAUCUCCAGCUUGUUCCACUUCCCGGGGCAGCACGGGGGGUAGGAGGUUCCUUACUCAGAUCUCCAGCUUGUUCCACUUCCCGGGGCAGCCCUUUUAGCAGCUCUUGGUGCUUGUCCCCUCCCUGUCCUACAGCUGAGGAGCAGCCCCAGAUUCCUCUGAAACCUCCUUAUAAAACUUCUGAGUGUGCGUGAGUGUCCGCUCCAAUGGCUCCCUAUGGGGCAGCAGCAGGUGACUGGCCCUCUCUGGGGCCCUGAGCCAGAGAGCUUUGCUUGGCUUCUAGGAGACUUUUCUCAUAGCCGGAGGAUCCACUGGCCUAGUUCAUGACCCUAGACCCCAGGCGGAAGGAGCCAGAGCUGUGCUGUGCUGACAUGGGCACAAGCAGAAGGGAGGCUUUGUCCAAACAGAGUGUUUAGAUCACGGUCAGUGCCCAUGUCUGCAGUAGCAAUACCGACCCCUUACCCCCCUGGCACUAAACUAGCUGCUCCUACUAGUCCUGUCCCUGGAGCCCAGCAACACUGAUUGGUCACGCAACCCCUGAACAGUCCUGUCAUCCCACCGGCCACUGGGGCACGAGGCAGCUGGCCCCAAGCCUGUUGGCAUUGUAACAGCUGACCCCGCAAGGGGCUCUGUGCUCCCGGAGCCGCUGGACAGAAUGGUAGCUUAGCAUCCCAGGUCCCAAAGACAGCCCUGCUUUGUUCACGGAGAAGGGGCUUGUUCAGCAGCUGCUUUUGCGUGCUGAACUCUGUAAACCCCUCUGAGCUUCAGGGUAUUGCUCUGCUGUGAAGGGGUUGCUGCCUUCCCUAGAAACAGGCGAGAGCUUUGGUUCAAGGGCCUGGGGAAUCCAGGCUCCACGCUGACUCUUCGGGUCUUACUCUCUCCCUUUCCUCUCCCUGCCCUCCAUGAUGGGGGUGCCUCCUUUCUGCUAAAGGAGAGACUGAUAUUAAUGGUGCUUUGUUUGCUGGGGACCGUCUGUUCAGCAAAGACCCAAUUGCUGCAUAUUUUGUACAUUUCCCCUCCACCUCUCACCCCUCCACGGCAGCCAGGCUCUGGCCAGUUGUAGGGAGCCCUGUGGCGUCUCUGCCCCAGAGCCACAGGGGACUGAGUCCCACAGGGCUGUGAUGCCCAGUUCCCUGCAGCACAGCCCCAGUGCCACAUGCUGUGGUCCUCUUACGGUGGCCCUGGAAUGCCCUGCAGGACAAAAGAAUCGACCAAUCUGUUGCUGGAGGGCUUCCCCCUCCCCACCCAGGCUUCCAGUCCAGCCGGCUCUGGGCCAACUUCUCCAGUCCUUGAGUUCCUAGAGGUACAAACCCUCAUGUUUCUGGGCAUAAGCCACCACUAGCUGCCCAGGGUCAGGAAGAAGCUUCCCUUGCGGCCAGGCUAUUCCAUAAUUGUCCAGUAUGGGUUUUCUUGCACCUUCCUCUUAAGCAGCUGAUGCUGGAGACCAGAUCCCAGACUAGGCGGACCACUGGUCUGAUGUGGAACGGCAAUUCCUACGCUCCCAUGGUGGCUUUGAGGGUACCAGGACAACCAACCCACCAAAGUGCCACCGUUGCAUUUGGUUCCUUCUGCUUUGCCUGUGCCCCGUUUGCUAAUCUGGGGGGAUAGUCAAAGCCGAUCCCCAGCUGCCAGGCUCCAUUACAGUCAGGAAGUGACGCUGCUUUACGCUAGCUGAGGGUCUGGCCCCUUUGUGGAUAAGCCACCGCAGGGACCUGUGCUGCUCAGAUCUUCCAAGAGUCCAGCGGCCAACUGAGCUGGCCCCCAUCCCUGCCACAGCGGGAGGGUGGAAUGGCCGGGUCUUUAUUUCGCUUAUCCGUGAUUAGUAAUAAUGGCUCCAGAACCUGCGGGGAAGGAGAGGGCACUUCUCUGCAUUUUGUAACCUCUGCCCUCCUGGGAAAGCGGGGGCUGGGAACCGUUUCUACUGUGGGGCGUGCUGUGUUCUGCCUGUAUUUAUUUAUUUGAAAGGGGAGAGAGAAAAUAAUACCUUUCUUUUUGCUUUGGUGCUAAGGUGGCACCUGCCCCUUUGCCCAGCACUAGGAGCAGCUCCUAUGCCAGCCUGCAGCCCUCCCUCAUGAAUACCCCCCCAGCUCAGGCGGUAGGCUCCAGGCCAGGGACUUCUCCUCAUUGGGCCCUGCCCCGUGACAGAGAUCCUAGAGGAGGGGGCUCCUGGGGCUAGGCGGAGGGGGAGGGACCAACCUUAGCUGGUGCUGACUUUGUGUUUUCCUGGAGAAUCUCUUGGCUGUGGGUGGAGGCAGGCCUGGUGCCAGCAAAGGGCCCUGAAUGUGUGUGACUCUGCAGGGAGCGGGGUCAUGGGGGCAGGGGGGAGGCAAUUGCUCUUUAGCCCCUUUGACCACUGUUAAAGCAACUGAUUGCAGCAGGAGUUGAGAAGGGGGCAGUGGCCCAAUCCCGCGCUCUGCUGUGUGCGCUUGGCACUGCCUGGCUGCUUCGGCCUCCCCAGCCCUGGAUUACAUUGCAUGGUUUUCUGGUGCUUGUUGUUAUGACUGAAUAAAAAGUGCUGCGAGGGUUUGUUACCACAA
Caretta caretta (loggerhead turtle) is the source of this 4663-nucleotide messenger RNA. NCBI's taxonomy places the organism in Eukaryota, Metazoa, Chordata, Testudines, Cheloniidae. The record is from RefSeq and is a predicted model, not a curated record.